Oryzias latipes (Japanese medaka) is the source of this 2466-nucleotide messenger RNA. RefSeq names its product E3 SUMO-protein ligase ZBED1. Gene Ontology annotation, molecular function: protein dimerization activity; DNA binding. The record is from RefSeq and is a predicted model, not a curated record. Lineage: Eukaryota; Metazoa; Chordata; Actinopteri; Beloniformes; Adrianichthyidae.
UGAAGCAUCCAGCGCGCCGAAUCCUCCAACCACCGCGGCGCUUCCAAACCCUUCGAACCAAUGAAGCAGUGAAGCAGCGGUGACGCCGCAGGCUUCGGCUGCCAUCGGCGGCGUUCGGGAUGAAGCCCACACGGCUCCGGCUCUCGUUUCGAAUCCCUCCGCUUCGGGAGGGUUUGCGGGCUCCGAGGCCUCCGCUCCACCUCCGCGGCCCCGCUGCUCCUCCGCGCCGCUCAUGACAUGGAGCCGGGCUCUCCCCGGGGACUCACGCACCUCAGCAAAUGCGGGAUUCUGCGGGAUUUCAUCGCGGAGGAGCUGAACCUGGCCGCGCGAGACAUCAUCGAGGAGAUGGAGAGGACCAUGGCGGACUACGAGGUGAAGACGUCCGAGCUGAAGCAGGAGAUCGAGGAGCAGAGGAGGCAGCUGGAGUACCUGCAGCCCGAGGGCUCCUCGGAGAACAGUGGGUUCUGGUCCGGUUCUGGUCUAAAGAGGGACUUUGACAGCUUUUGGCGCGAUCAACAGAGAAGCGGCAGACAGCAGCCGCCAUGUUGGCGCUGAUGCGGCCAUUACCCAUCAUGCCUCUCGCCAGGAAGAGGCCCCGUUCUCAGAUGUGGGAGCACUUUGAGCUGAUUGGUCCAAACAGGCUGCAGUGUCUGCUGUGUCCCCAGCAGUUGUCCUACAACAACAACACGUCGUCCAUGAUGAGGCACUUCAAGGCCAAGCAUGACGGCAUUCUAGAAACAGACUACGACAAGAAGCACGAUCUGGACCAGGCCCUGGUCAACCUGGUGGUGAAGGACUCCCAGCCCUGCUCCAUCGUGGAGGAUCGGGGCUUCAGGGACUUUGUGAAGAAGCUGGACCCGUCCUACGCGCUGCCGAGCAAACAGGCUCUGAAGAAGAUGGUGGACGACCGCUACCAGGAGGAGAAGGCCGACGCCCAGGCGCAGCUGCGGGAGGCGGAGGCCGUCAGCCUGACGGUGGACCUGUGGACGUCCGCGGACACGCGCCUGGCGGUGGCGUGUCACUACGUGCUGGAAAACUCCAAGUUGGCCACGGUGCUGCUGGGGGUUCUGCCGUUCCCCCAGAACCACGGUCCCACGGACGUGGCGGACGCUCAGAGGACCCUGAUGGCGGAGUGGGGCCUUGAGGGGAAGGUAAAGUGCCUCGUGAGCGACACCACGCCGGCCAUGGUGGCCGCCGCGGACGAUUUGGCCCUACCGCACGUUGAGUGCAUCGCCCACGCCCUGAACGGCGUGGUCCGGAGGGCUCUGGACAAAACCGCAGGUCUGAAAGGUCUGCGCAGGCGGGCGGGCGAGGUGGUGGCGCUCUUCAGGUCCAGCGCCGCCGCCAAGGAGAAGCUGAGGAGCAAGCAGCAGAAGCUGGCGCUCCCGGUGACCAAGCUGGUGCGGGAGGAGAGCUCGCGCUGGACCAGCACCUUCCUGAUGCUGCAGAGCCUGCUGGACGCGCGGCGGGCCGUGGGCUCCGCCCUGACGGCGCUCGGGGCCAAGGUGGAGCCUCUGUCCUGCGACGAGAGCGAGACCUCGGCGGCCUGCCUGCAGGUGCUGAAGCCGUUCUACACGGCGACUGUGGAGAUGUCGGAGCAGAAGCGGGUGUUGGGGUCCAUGGGGAUCCCACUGGUCAAGAUGCUGCUCCUCGCCACCGAGGAGGUGGCGGAGGAGUCGGACAACGUGACGGCGGAGCUGCUGGGCCAGAACCUGUCCGCGGGCCUCAGGAGGGAGUUCGACGGCCUGGAGGAGAACCCCGUCCUGUCGCUGGCCACGCUGCUCGACCCCCGGUUCAAAACCAUCGGCUUCCGCUGCCAAGAGAAGGCCCAGCAGGCCGUGCAAACGCUGACCGCCGAGUGUGCCGCGCUGGUGAGGCCCGCGGCGGACAGACCCACUGAGCGUCCGGCUCAGCAGACCUCCACAGCUUUCAACCUCUGGAAGAGUCUGGACGACCAGGCCUCCAUGGUGAGAACCCACAGCAACGCCACCGCGGACGCCACGUUGGAGGUCCAGCGCUACAUGACGGAUCCUCCCCUGGAGCGGUCGCAGGAUCCUCUGGUCUACUGGAAGGAGCACAAAAACAUUUACCCGCACCUGUUCUCCCUGGCCAAGAAGCACCUGUGCAUCCCGGCGUCCUCCGUGCCCUUCGAGCGCGUCUUCUCCAAAGCCGGAGACGUUUUCAGCCGGAAGCGGAACCGGCUCAGUCCAAAGGCGGCGGAGAAAAUCCUGCUUCUCAACAAGAACAUCUGAGACGUCACGUCCUCGGCCGGCAGCUCGUCUUCUGACAGCCGCUGCACCUGACGGAGGAACCGGAACCAGAACCAGCAGAGGCUCCGACAGCUGAACCUGUGAGACCAUCAGGUCUGCAGAGGAAGCGACUCAAAAGGAAAACGGUUGGAAGGUGAAAACCUUUUAAUGGUCAAUGAAAUCCGUCUAAAGGAUAAUAAAUACAUUUGAAAAUCUA